Molecule: messenger RNA, 870 nt
Organism: Closterium sp. NIES-67
Lineage: Eukaryota; Viridiplantae; Streptophyta; Zygnematophyceae; Desmidiales; Closteriaceae
Source: the annotation of a GenBank genome assembly
CUCUCCCUCCCUCCACGAACUCCGCACUAACCCUAAAUUCUCCUCUCUCCGUCUUCUUUCUCCUUUCCCGCGUAGUCUCUUCCCUUCUCUCCUCCCCACACAUCACAAUGGUGAAGUACGCGAGGGAACCCGCCAACGCUACAAAGUCAUGCAAGGCGAGAGGUUCAUACUUCCGCGUCCACUUUAAGAACACGCGCGAGACAGCGCAGGCCAUCAAGCACAUGGACCUCACCAAGGCCAAGCGCUUCCUGGAGGACGUCAUCGCGCACAAGCAGGCCGUGCCCUUCCGCCGCUUCUGCGGGGGCGUCGGCCGCACCGCGCAGGUGAAGCUGGUGCACACCAACGGCCAAGGCCGGUGGCCCGCCAAAUCGGCGCGGUUCCUGCUGGACCUGCUCAAGAACGCUGAGAGCAACGCCGAGGUGAAGGGUCUCGACGUGGACUCGCUCCACGUCAGCCACAUCCAGGUCAACCGCGCGCCCAAGCAGCGCCGCCGCACGUACCGCGCGCACGGUCGCAUCAACCCCUACAUGUCGUCGCCGUCCCACAUCGAGCUGAUUCUGUCGGAGAAGGAGGCGGAGGUCAGGAAAGAGGCGGAGGAGGGUAGCCGCAAGACCAAGAAGCAGGGCAGGCUUGCCAACUGAAGGCUUGACUAGAUGUGGCCAGCAUCUGCUAUAGAGUGCCCAAAUUGCAUUGAAUGUAAGGUAUUGCGGUCAUGUUCAAUUCCUUAAUGUCUUAAUUGGCAUUGGCUGCAAGAAAGAGCAUUGUGUAACCGAUUUUCACUGAUGACGUGUAACCUUCAAUCAACUCGUUUUGGUAAGAGCGUGUUGCUACAACUCUUAUCAGACUCUCCCUUCAACAGAUGCGGGAUGU